GGUUUCCUCGUAGGUUGAUCAUUAAUAGUAUUUACUGAACGUUCACGCAUUUUUAACAAUGUUCAUGAGAAAUUUAUCUACAAGCUGGUUCCUCUACGCACGACACACCCCUGACCUGCCCUCCUAUCUCACACACACUGAAAGAUCCGUGAUAUAAAAGGUGGUGAUGGUGCAGUCAAGUGGACCGACUCCAGCAGAUCUCCUGUCAUCCGUGAUCCUUCCCCCCACCCCCCAGCAAAAAUGUCCCGGGAUUAUUUUGGAUUCUCCUACCUCAGAAGGCAACCAAGAAAUGAAACGAGCAAUGUGGCGCUCAACAAUCCAGCAGAUAUCUCUGUUAUUGUGAUCUACUUUUUGGUGGUCUUGGCUGUGGGAGUAUGGGCUAUGGUUCGCACCAACCGGUCCACUGUGGGGGGCUUCUUCCUUGCAGGGAGGAGUAUGGUGUGGUGGCCGAUCGGAGCAUCACUCUUUGCCAGUAACAUUGGAAGUGGUCACUUUGUGGGGAUUGCCGGCACUGCAGCAGCAGCAGGAAUAGCAAUUGGAGGAUUUGAAUGGAAUGCUCUUAUUGUUGUUGUCAUCCUGGGAUGGCUCUUUGUGCCGAUCUACAUCAAAGCUGGGGUGGUGACCAUGCCUGAGUACUUGAAGAAAAGGUUUGGAGGACAGCGCAUUCGCAUCUACCUCUCUGUGCUCUCCCUCUGCCUCUAUGUCUUCACCAAGAUCUCUGCAGACAUGUUCUCCGGUGCCAUUUUUAUCAACCAGGCUCUUGGACUUAAUAUCUACCUUGCAGUUAUUGCGCUGCUGGCGAUUACAGCGUUGUACACCGUCACAGGUGGAUUGGCAGCAGUGAUUUACACAGACACCCUGCAGACCAUCAUCAUGCUUGUUGGUUCCUUUAUUCUCAUGGGGUUUGCUUUCAGUGAAGUUGGCGGCUAUGAAAACUUCCAGAACCGCUACAUGAAUGCAAUCCCAACGAUCACGGGUAACUUUAGCGAGAAGUGCUACCUGCCUCGAUCAGACGCCUUCCAUAUAUUCAGGGAUCCGAUCACAGGAGACCUGCCGUGGCCUGGUCUGGUGUUUGGACUCACCAUUCAGGCCACCUGGUACUGGUGCACAGAUCAGGUGAUUGUCCAGCGUUGCCUUUCUGCCAAGAAUCUCUCUCACGUUAAAGCAGGAUGUAUUCUGUGUGGCUACCUGAAGCUGUUGCCCAUGUUUCUAAUGGUUUUUCCUGGGAUGAUCAGCAGGAUCCUCUAUGCUGAUGUGGUGGCCUGUGUGGAUCCAAAAGAAUGUGAAAAAUACUGUGAUGCGAGUGUAGGAUGCACCAACAUUGCUUAUCCGAAGCUGGUGGUGGAUUUGAUGCCCAAUGGUUUGAGAGGUCUGAUGCUGUCUGUGAUGUUGGCUUCUCUAAUGAGCUCCCUUACCUCCAUUUUUAACAGUGCUAGUACUCUCUUCACCAUGGACAUCUACACUAAGGUCCGUCGCCAGGCCAAAGAGAGGGAGCUCAUGAUUGCUGGCAGAGUGUUUAUCUUGGUCCUGAUUGGUGUGAGCAUAGCGUGGAUCCCUAUAGUGCAGUCAGCCCAGAGUGGUCAGCUCUUUGACUACAUCCAGUCAAUCACCAGCUAUCUCACUCCACCUGUUGCAGCUGUCUUCAUGCUUGCCAUCUUUUGCAAACGCGUCAAUGAACCUGGUGCUUUUUAUGGGCUCACAAUUGGCCUGUUAAUAGGACUGUCUCGGAUGAUUACGGAGUUUGUUUACGGGACGGGCAGCUGUAACAACCCCAGUGACUGUCCCACCAUCAUCUGUGGAGUCCACUACCUUUACUUUGGGAUGAUUCUGUUCGCCGUCUCCUGCGUCAUCAUACUCGGAGUUUCUCUAAUGACCAAACCCAUCGAUGACAAGCAUCUGUAUCGACUGUGCUGGAGUCUGAGGAACCGUACGGAGGAGAGAAUAGACAUCGAACAAGAUGACUGGGUUGAUGAGGGCGAUGAUGACAUGCAAAUAGAAGAAAAUGAGGAGAAACCAGGUUUCUGCAAGAAAGCAGUCAUGUGCUUCUGCGGACUGGAGGAGUCGAAAAAAGCACCAAAACUGAGUCCAGAAGAGGAGGCGGAGCUAAAGAGGCAGCUUACUGAUACGUCAGAAAAGCCUCUGUGGAGGAACGUCGUCAACGUCAACGCCAUCAUUCUGCUGUGUGUGGCUGUAUUCUUCCAUGGAUACUUUGGUUAGAGGAACUGGACACACUUCAGUCCAUGCUGGACACUCCUUUACUGUGUAUUUAAGUCAGGAUUUUAUAUAUAUAUAAAAAAAAAACAACCCUAAAGCACUUUCACACUAGUGUAGCAUUCCUUCUGUGUUGUACAAUGACUAAUGAUCUCAUCCAGGGCAUCAAAUGUGGGUUUUUUCCCCAAAAGUAUUUUCUUUUUUUAUUUAACUUUUCCUGGUAUGUUCCUCCCCCUGAAGUAAAACACUAAGCCACACUGUAGUUUAUUAACACACGAUAACUUGUUUAAACGAUGUGUAAAAACUCACACUUUUUUCUUGACAUUUGCAUAUUAUUUUUGCGAUACAUUUCCAGGUAACUGGGAAUUUUCACCUUUUUUGGGGCAUGUGUAUUUGCCUUUUUUAGUGAAUAGAUACAUAAUUAGCAGUGUAUUAUGAAUAGAGCACAGUCAUACUGGAAAUUUAAGAUGAAGACGCACAUUUGUUUGUAAAACUCCAGAAAUAAAAAUGCUUCUUUUAUUCUAUCACAUUAGAAGUCACAAAAAUGAUUUAACAUUAUUGGGAAAAAAGCUCCAAAAUAUCGAUGUAAUGUAAUAUCUAACUGAUGAAGGUUGUAAAUUUCAUAAUGUGUGUGGUACCUCAUUUAACUACAGUCAUUUUCUCGUUAUGUAUGUUCAAAGUCCAUCAGUGCUGUCACUUCUUACAUUUGUGCACCUUGCUGUGUGUGUUUGUGUGUGUGUGUGUGUUGAUUUAGGUGUUAAUGAAUAAAAACAUCUCAGGGAAGAGGGAUGGGGAAAUACAGUGUUCAGACUCUCUCUUUGUUUGCAUCUAGUUUUUAGAAAUAAUUUGUGAGCUAACGUGUAAAACAAAAAAAUGUCAGCUUCUUCACUGCGCUUUAAAUUUCUGCUCAAAUUGUACAUUUCUCUAAAUAAAUGAAUGCUGAAUUGCA
Austrofundulus limnaeus is the source of this 3160-nucleotide messenger RNA. It is a transcript of the gene slc5a1, whose product is annotated as solute carrier family 5 member 1. Gene Ontology annotation, molecular function: D-glucose:sodium symporter activity. The coding region runs from base 241 to 2217 and encodes 658 amino acids. Gene Ontology annotation, biological process: transmembrane transport; sodium ion transport. The transcript is spliced from 15 exons. NCBI's taxonomy places the organism in Eukaryota, Metazoa, Chordata, Actinopteri, Cyprinodontiformes, Rivulidae. The record is from RefSeq and is a predicted model, not a curated record. Gene Ontology annotation, cellular component: plasma membrane.